This is a messenger RNA of Babjeviella inositovora NRRL Y-12698, 2160 nucleotides long. It is a transcript of the gene ACS1, whose product is annotated as acetate--CoA ligase 1. Bases 47 to 2065 code for a protein of 672 amino acids. The record is from RefSeq and is a predicted model, not a curated record. Gene Ontology annotation, cellular component: cytosol. The transcript has a single exon. Lineage: Eukaryota; Fungi; Ascomycota; Pichiomycetes; Serinales. Gene Ontology annotation, molecular function: AMP binding; acetyl-CoA synthetase activity.
CAAGAACUCACAAGUUGCUUACAGAUCAAAGUCUACUCUAAUAGCAAUGCCGGAAAACGAACAUUUGACCCAGGAGACUGCACAGGCCGUGCCAUCGGGCUUCCUCGAGAGACACACCUCCAAGCCAUACUUGACUUCCCAGGCCGACUACGAAACGUUGUACAAGCAGUCCAUCGAAGACCCAAGCACAUUUUUCGGUGAACAGGCCCGCGACUUGUUGGACUGGGACACCCCUUUCACCCACGCCAGAUUUCCAGAGUCUCCAGCCAACGAUUUUAUCAACGGGGAAAUCCCAAGUUGGUUUGUCGGCGGGGAAUUGAACGCCUGUUACAACGCUGUCGACAGACAUGCCUUUAGGAACCCAGACAAGGUUGCCAUUGUCUAUGAGGCCGAUGAACCAAACGAGGGCAGAACCAUCACCUACGGUGAGUUGUUGAAGGACGUUUGCCGAGUUGCCCAGGUUCUUGUGUCUUUGGGAGUCCAGAAGGGCGAUUCCGUCGCUGUUUACUUGCCAAUGAUUCCCGAAGCCUUGAUCACCUUGUUGGCCAUCACCAGAAUCGGUGCUCUUCACUCUGUGGUUUUCGCUGGUUUCUCCUCUACCUCAUUGAGAGACAGAAUCAACGAUGCUCAAUCCAAGUUGGUUGUUACCGCUGACGAGUCCAAGAGAGGUGGUAAGAUCAUCGAAACCAAGAAGAUUGUUGACGAAGCCUUGAAGUCCACCCCGCAGGUCACCAACGUGUUGGUGUUCCGCAGAACCGGUAACUCCCACGUUCCGUUCACCAAGGGCCGUGACGUUUGGUGGCACGAGGAGGUUGUCAAGUACAACCCAUACUCCCCACCGGUCAAAGUCAACUCUGCUGACCCAAUUUUCUUGUUGUACACUUCCGGUUCCACCGGUAAGCCAAAGGGUAUCCAGCACUCCACUGCUGGAUACUUGUUGGGGGCUGCUCUCACCACUAAGUACGUCUUUGACCUCCACCCAGAGAAGGACGUUUUCUUCACCGCAGGUGAUAUUGGCUGGAUUACUGGCCACACUUACGUUGUCUACGGGCCGUUGUUGCUUGGUGCUACUACUGUCAUCUUUGAAGGAACCCCUGCCCAUCCAAACUACAGCAGAUACUGGGAAAUUGUUGACCAUUACAAGGUUACCCACUUCUAUGUUGCGCCGACGGCUUUGCGGUUGUUGAAGCGUGCUGGUUCCAAGUACAUCGAGCCGUACAAGUUGGACUCCCUCAGAGUCUUGGGCUCCGUCGGUGAGCCAAUUGCUGCUGAGGUGUGGCACUGGUACAACGACAACAUUGGCCGUGGUCAGUGCCACAUUGUCGACACCUACUGGGCCACCGAAGCCGGCUCCCACUUAAUCACCCCUCUUGCCGGUGUUUCCCCAACCAAGGCCGGUGCCGCUUCGUUCCCAUUCUUUGGUAUCGACACGUUGAUCGUCGAUCCUGUCUCUGGUGAGGAAAUCAAGGAAUCUCCAGCCGAAGGUGUCUUGUGUAUCAGGUCUGCCUGGCCAUCUAUCACCAACGGUAUCUACAAAGACUACGCCAGAUUCAUCGACACCUACUUGAAGCCGUACCCUAACUUGUACUUUACCGGUGACGGUGCUGCUCGUGAUGUCGAUGGCUACUACUGGAUCUUAGGGCGCGUUGAUGAUGUUGUCAACGUUUCUGGUCACAGGUUGUCCACUGCGGAAAUCGAAGCAGCCUUGAUCGAGCACAAAUUGGUUGCCGAAAGCGCGGUUGUUGGUUAUCCAGAUGAGUUGACAGGCCAGGCCGUUGCCGCCUACGUUGCCUUAAAGGACUCCAAACCAACCACCGCUGAGGAAUUGGAGGUUGUCAGAAAGGAGUUGAUCUUGACCGUCAGAAAGGAAAUCGGUCCGUUUGCCGCCCCAAAGUUGAUUUUGCUUGUUGACGAUUUGCCAAAGACUCGUUCCGGUAAAAUCAUGAGAAGAAUCUUGAGAAAGAUCUUGGCUGGGGAAGAGGACCAGUUGGGUGACAUUUCCACUUUAUCCAACCCAGCUGUCGUCGAGGACAUGAUUGCUGUGGUCAAGGGUGCCAGGAGGUGAGUAAUUUAGGGAGCCUGGGAUUCUGGUAACCACCAGGCCCUGUUAGUUUUAAUUUAUUGUUAAUAUGAAUUCGUUGUAGCUGUGAGACUAGUUUU